CUCCCCCUCCCUCAGUCUUGCCGCGUCGGGGUGAGGGGAGGGCCGCGCAUAGCCUCUCUCAUUUGUUUUGGACGCACGCUGUGUUCCUCCUGCCACUGCUCUUCCCUCCCGUGUGCUGUUCCCUCUACUCCCCGCAAGUGCUGAGGCGCCGAGAGAUACAUGAAGUGAGAGCCGUUAGCGCCGAGAGAGAGAGAGAAAACGGGGAUUAUUUUUACCAAGGCAUUGUUUGUGCACGUUUCUCUCGGCUUUGUUCUCUUAAGGUCUUUCAAAGGAGGUCUUUCCACGGGGUUCUCAGGUCCUCAGCCACCCCGGUUCGCGUGUCUGGGUUAUUGUUUUUUUAGUAUUUUUGGGGUGUAGUGCAGGCGGAAUGGUCAGGCAGGGCAGGUGGCCCCGCGCCGCCUCCUGCUGGUGACAAGGCCGUGGCGUGGCUUCCCUCACGUCCUCACAAGGGAGAAUGGCGUGACGCACAGGUGUAGGCAUCGGGCGUGUGUGUGAGUGCGUGUGUGGGUGAGUGUGUGAGUGCCUGUGUGUGAGAGAGAAAGAGAGAGUGUGUCAGUGUGCGUGUGGAGGAGGAGGACGAGGACGAGGAGGCAGCAAGCAGCAGCCAGGCAAGGCAAACAAGGCAGGCGAGGCGAGGCGAGGCAAGCACACAUCUCCAUUCGGAGAAAUCGAAGUGCCUGACCCCGCCACGCCGCUCAUGAGAACACGAAGGCGGGGAAGGAGGCGGCGGCUGUCACCCUAAGCCACUCCAGCCCACCAUGGCCAGUGCGGCGGGGACACAAGCCAUCCAGCAGGCACAGCAGGCGCAGCAGAACCCGCAGCAGAAUCCACAGCAGCAGAACCCGCAGCAGAACCAGCCUCCGAGCUCCCAGCAGCAGCAGCAGCAGCAGACGCAGCACAAACGCCAGGCAUCAUGCAAGACAAAAAGCUCCUCCGCGGACUACGCCAAUGUGCGGACCACCGAGGCCACACAGACUCAGAUCCUGGAGCGCAUGGUGGGAGAUCGAGUGUGUGUGACGAGGCCGGACGAGGACAGGAGGAGGAGGACAAUUAUAGUGGAGAAGGAGAACAACAGCUUCGGGUUCACUAUUCAGAGUUACGGCAUCCACUACAAGCGAGAUGGAGAGAUUGAAGUAAUAACCUAUGUGGAUUUUGUGGAGUACAGUGGACCGGCGUUUCGAGCUGGCAUGAGGGAAGGUGACGUGAUCCUCUCCAUCAACGGCCAGGACAUGGAGAAGGCAGACCACAAGACACUGGUUAACUUCAUCCAAAGCUGCGGAGACAGAAUGAGGAUGGUUGUGCUUUUUGAAGACUGCGUGCAUAAGGUGGAGCUACACAUGCGGUACAUCCAGCUGCAGCGCCUCCUGCAGGAGAAGAUGAACGACCUGGAGCGGCUGUGUCACCAGGAGAAGUCGCUGCUGGCGGGUAAGUUAGGCUCGUCCCCUGCGCGCCACGCCUACAACAUCGCUCACGCCCGCCUGCUGGACUGGCUCAAGGCUCAGCGCCGCCUCCUGCCGCCCCCCCGCUACCUCACCUGCCUCCUCCCGCCCACCACGCCCCCACACACCGCCGCGCUCCUACACCACCACAUUCACCACAACCCUCACCCCCCUCACCUCCCUCACCACCACCACUCUCACUCCACUACAGGUAUGCGGCACCACUACCACCACCACCACCACCACCACAAUCACCACCACCACCUCCCGGGUGCCUCACACAGCUGCAGGCACUCGGGACACAGCCAUCCCCUGCCCCACACUCCCGCCCUCACACCGCGGGAGGAGGGGGGCGGGGCCCUGGCGGGGGAGUCAGGGAGGGAGCCGGGGCGCCGCCCAAGCGCCAUGGCGCCCACGCCCCCGCCUCCCCCAACCCUGCCGCCCCGGCGCGAGGCGCGGAGCCCCGAGCCCAUCCCCCCGCGCACUGCCCCUCCCACCAGCCUGCUGCCCUCCACAGACUUCCACUUUAGCCUCUACACAAACCCCAACGCCCUGCCUCUCUGCAGCCCCGCCGGCAGCGCAUGCCUGCCCUGGGGAGCUCGCCGCCUUUACGCUAACACGCCUCCCGCUGACCUGCGUAGCCUGCCCGCGGCAGGGACCGACUUGCCCUACACGCCUCCGCCGCCGCCGCCACCUGCCUGCACCAACCCGAUGUGUUGCGGCGGCCACGCCUCCAGACAGGACCGUCGCGGGCCGAUGACGCCGGGGGAGAGGGAGUCGAGGGGCCGCGGGCCAGGCCGGGCGGGGGAGAAGGGCGAGGCGCGGGGCUUCCCCAGCCACCGGCGUGCCCUAAGCGCUGAGGCGUGGCGCGCGCCUGACGAAACGGACUCCUGGCACGAGGCGGAGCUGUCCAGGCUGAGGGAGUCCCGCGCCGGCCCGGAGGUCCCCGCCCUGGACUCCAGCGUGCCGGGGCGGCCUCAGGCGGGAGGCGGGGGCCGAGGCAGCGGGGCGAGGAAGGAGCAGGCGGCGAAGCAGAGCAGUCGCAGCAGCAGGACACCUGACGGCGAGGAGGGCGGCCUGCGUAGGUCCAACUCUGCUCGGCUCAGCAAGGCGUACUCCAUCUCAUGCGUGCCCGGUGACCAGUGCCUCGGCUACGACUCCGUCAUCCGGGAACUGAAGGGCACGCCGCGCUCCACACCCCGCAAGGAACCCGUCACGCCGCCGGCGCCGCCAUCACCGCCGGCGUCCAUUGGGCUGUGUGGGCUGGAGGUGUACGACCACAGCCCCAAACGCCCCACACGGCGCUCCGUGUUCCACUACUGCACCUCCAGCCUGCCCCACCGCCGAGCCGCGCGGGCCAAGAAGAAGCGAGAAUCCACCUCGGCGCCGCGGGUCAAGUCCUCCUCACUGGACGAGGACAAGCUCACCAACCUGUCGGGCCCCGAGGACGGCCAGGACAAGAUCGAGUACGGGUUGGAGGACGAACCAGAGGAGGUGUCGUCCCACGUGCGGCCCAGCGAGCUGCAGCUGCGCCAUUUCCUCUCACUGCCCUUCGGCGGCGGCCGUCCAGCCGUCUCCACGCCAGAGCCUGGCAUUGUGCGUGGCGGCUCCUUCACCGAGCCACACCGGCCCCGCCCCGCCUCGGGGGAACGCCACUGGAGCUUCUCGCAGCCAGCCCGUAGCGAAGGUACUCCGGGCCGCGACGCGCCCCCCAAGACAGCCAAACAGAGGUCCUGCCAGUCCCUGUGCGAGCCGCCGCCUGACAAAAGGGAGAGUCCGCCCAAGAAGACUCCGGCCAUCAGUCGUUCCGAGUCAUUCCGGCUGUCCACGCAGUCCCUGGCGGGGCCGCCGCCCGCCCGGGAAUGUUCCAAGGCGUCCUGUCCACACAGCACAAAGACGCGACAGCUGGUCAGGAUGCAGGCCAAGGAGAGCAGCACCGAAGCCUCGGAUCCCUUCAUCCUAAACCGCCUGGCGGUCACCCACACCAAGUCAGAGGACAUAACAGCCAGCUCGGCCUGGCGGAAACCCCCGCCGCCCACCAGACCGGAGUGGAGCAGCGGAUCAACUGAGAAGAUGCGGCGGAAGAGUGGCGGCGGGGCGAGGCGGGAGCGUGACGCGGAGGGGCGGGAAAGCCUCACCGCCAGCUGGAUCGCCGCCUCCACGGCGACGGAGGAGGCGCGUGGGUGGGUGGCCACCAGGAAGGGGUCCUUUAAGUCUCAGGUCAAGCACAAAUCACGGCUGCAGGAGCCCCAGCCGCCCCUGCAGCAGCAGACUGUCAAACAACCUCAACAACCCCCGCAGCCCCAGCAGCCAGCGCGCCGCAGCCGCUCCAGCUCCUCCUUUUCCUGGGCGGGCAGCGAGGAGCGCGCCAGCGGCGCCACCUCCGACCACUCAGGGCGCACCGUCAUCUCGGCACGCUCCCGCUCCCUGUGUACAGACUCCCUCGUCACGCCUGCCCGCGAGACCGCCGCCUCUGUCGCCGAUGUUUACCGCUACGCCCCGCCGCCACAGGAGCCUCGCCUGAGGUCAGACUCGCUCGAGGCUCGCUGGUCGUCAGACAACUCCCUGGAGGAGCGGCCCGGAGAGGCCCGUACGCCCGCCUACGACAGCAUCCCCUCAGAGGUGUCCAGCGAGUCUUCGGUGUACGGCACGCCCCGCCCCAGGCAGUACCUGGCCACCCGCGGCGAGGACCAUGGCGUUCUCUCAGACGACGAGGCCUCUGUCGACCUGGACGCAGCCCCGCGGCCCCGCAGGAACCUGCCGCCACGCCGCAGGAAGUCUCAGGGCGCCCGCCCCGGCGAGGAGGCGCCCCGUCCCCCGGGGGACAUCAGGGGCGCCUUCACUCCACCUGCCCUUCCCUUCCCUCCCCCUCCCUGGCCCGCCAUGCCUCCGCGGGCGGCCUCCUCCCCCCAGGAAUCCUCGGGCAGCGAGUGGUUCCCUGCGGGGGAGGUGAGCCGCACCGUGGGAGCGCUGGCCGCCUCUCUCUCCGCCUACCGCACCCACCUGGCCUGAGCGGCGGCCCCCGCGGCCCCCUGCCGCCACUCCUCUUAGUUCUAGAGAACGUUUUCACACUUAUCUGUGGCAUGUGUUUGUUUUCAGCAUGUUUUCUCCGCCGUAGCUCAGCAUGUCCGUGGAGCAGUCAGGCAGGCAGGCAGCCAGUCAGCCACUGUCCAGCAGGCAGUGGCGCUCCCUCACUCACUACUCAAUCACCACUUACUAUACUUACUAUACUUACUAUACUUACUGGACCAGUAUUUUUGGUACUCAGCCUCGUUACUGUUCCCUCCACUGUAAAUAUUUAUAACGCACACCCCAAGCUUUUUUAAUACAUUUUUAUUAUAAAGUCAGAGUCUCACACGUGUUACAUGUUCAAGACAUGUUACGCUUGAACUUGUAAACCUCAAACCUUCGGCUGAGAGCGGCCGUGAUGCGACGCCCGCCCCGCCCCGCCCCGCCCCACCGGCGCCGCCCCGCCCACCUCCCUCACGCAGCCGAGACCGCUCCUCCUCCUACUCCUCCUCCUUCGUCAGUAGCAACGAACACAAGAGAACGAAAUAUUUGCAUGUUUUUUAACUCAUGAGAAACACUUAUGGAUAAAGACCCCUUGACCUCCGUGAUGACCCAAUGAAAUAUACGGACUAAGGUUACGCCUCUUUGCCUUACGUUGUCCCUCCCCCUGGCUAAAUGAGAGAGAGAGAGAGAGAGAGAGAGAGAGAGAGAGAGAGAGAGAGAGA
Molecule: messenger RNA, 5173 nt
Organism: Portunus trituberculatus (swimming crab)
Lineage: Eukaryota; Metazoa; Arthropoda; Malacostraca; Decapoda; Portunidae
Product: serine/arginine repetitive matrix protein 2-like
Exons: 5
Coding region: 759-4451 (1230 amino acids)
Molecular function (GO): protein binding
Source: RefSeq, a predicted model, not a curated record